AUGCUGUUCUCCAGGUACUUGGGGGAGCUAUAUAAAUCCCGGCAGGGUGAGGGCUCCUACAAAGGCAAGCGCCGGCUCCUUUGGUCCAUCAAGAGCAGUCUGGCAGAGUUCAACGAGGAGUACGAGCAUAUCACUGAGCAGGAUGCUCAUGAGUUCCUGCUCCUCCUCUUCAUGAAGAUGAAGAUGGAAGGUGAGACACUGCAGGAGAUCUCCACGUCACCCAGCUAUAUCUGCCCCGUCCAGAACUUUGAGUUCAGACUGCAGUGUGUACGCACCUGCACCAGCUGCGGUGACAAGGUCUUCCAGGAGGAGGAGCAGAACCACUUGUCCUUGGACCUUCACCCGUCGUUGAUAGCUGGCCUCCAAUUCUACUUCAAACCUUCAGAGUUGGAGUGCACCUGCCGGCAGUGCUCUGGAUGCCAGGCAACAGCGGUUCGGCAUUUCCUCACUCUGCCCAGAGUGUUACUCCUUCACAUGAAGCGCUUCCACCACGACGGGGCACGGUUGAGGAAGGUGACCGAUGCUGUCAGCGUUCCUCCAUGGCUGUCUCUGGCCUCCCUCGUUGGAGAGCAGGGGGCUGCAGCUGGGAUAGACCCACUGAGAUCAAGUUAUGGAGAGGGGGACAUCGCAUCUGGAGCAAAACCAAGUGCAAACAUGGCAGCAGUGGAUCAUCUUGACAGUGCAGGAGACAGGGACAGAGGUCUUCAGGAAGUUCAUGGGAAGGAUCACAGCAACCAGAGCACCUACCGCCUGUCGGGGAUGGUCUCUCACCUCGGGGAGAGCAUCAACACCGGCCACUAUGUCAGUGACGUCGCUGGAGAGGACGGCGCCGGAUGGUUGACCCUCAACGACGCCCGUGUGACGCCCGCGGAGACGCCGGUCCUGAGGACCAGAGAGAAGACCGCCUACAUGUUGUUUUACGUCCUAAGUGGAGCAGAAGAGGGAAGCCAUGUCCCACUGGCUCAGAACCAGGAGCCAUCUGGAGCUGAGAGGGACUGACACCUGUGAGGCCCAGGAGAGCGUUUGAUUGGUGGUGCCUCUACAGCCCGCUCUGGGGGCCGCACCCUAAGGCCCCCC
Molecule: messenger RNA, 1077 nt
Organism: Gadus macrocephalus (Pacific cod)
Lineage: Eukaryota; Metazoa; Chordata; Actinopteri; Gadiformes; Gadidae
Product: ubiquitin carboxyl-terminal hydrolase 37-like
Exons: 10
Coding region: 1-999 (332 amino acids)
Biological process (GO): protein deubiquitination; G1/S transition of mitotic cell cycle
Cellular component (GO): nucleus; cytosol
Molecular function (GO): cysteine-type endopeptidase activity; cysteine-type deubiquitinase activity
Source: RefSeq, a predicted model, not a curated record